Pediculus humanus corporis (human body louse) is the source of this 834-nucleotide messenger RNA. RefSeq names its product tetraspanin-14, putative. The transcript is spliced from 6 exons. Gene Ontology annotation, cellular component: membrane. The record is from RefSeq and is a predicted model, not a curated record. Gene Ontology annotation, biological process: protein maturation; protein localization to plasma membrane. Bases 1 to 834 code for a protein of 277 amino acids. NCBI's taxonomy places the organism in Eukaryota, Metazoa, Arthropoda, Insecta, Psocodea, Pediculidae.
AUGUCACGGAGAAGAAGAAGAAAUAGUUUUACAUAUGUCAGCCCAUGUGUUAAAUACAUGAUAUUUCUUUUGAAUUUUGUUUUUUGGUUAUUAGGAGGAUUACUAAUUGGAGUUGGAUUGUACACUUUUGUUGAUAAAUGGCAAGCAACGGGAUUGGUCAAAGUUGAAACAAUCUACGAUAUAGUUUUAAACAUUUCUUUAGUUAUAAUUAUUGCUGGAGGAGUUAUUUUUAUUGUAUCAUUUGCUGGAUGUGUGGGUGCACUUAGAGAAAAUACAUGUCUUUUAAAAUUCUAUUCCCUUUGUUUACUUAUAUUUUUCCUAUUGGAAAUGGCCAUUGCUGUAAUAGGAUUUGUUUUUCCACACACAUUACACAGCAUGCUAGAAGAAAAUUUAACUGAUAAAAUAAUACACAGUUACCGAGAAGAUCUUGAUUUGCAAAAUUUUAUCGAUUUUGCACAGCAAAAGUUUCAAUGUUGUGGUUUGAGUUCGGAAGGUUACAUUGAUUGGUCUAAAAACGAAUACUUUAAUUGUUCGUCUAAAAGCGUGGAAGGAUGCGGAGUACCAUUUUCAUGUUGCAUAAACGCCACAAAUAUUUUUAGUGGAUUAGUUAACAUAAUGUGUGGAUACACAGUUCAAGAAUUAAGCGUUGCAGAAGCGAGUAAAAAAAUAUGGACUUCGGGAUGCAUUGAAAGUGUUCGAUCGUGGGGAGAAAGAAAUCUUUACACUUUAGCCGGUGUGGCUUUAGGAGUUGCCUUAUCACAACUGUUUGUCAUUUAUUUGGCUAAAACAUUAGAAGGACAAAUUGAUAUGCAAAAAGCAGGUUGGGAUACAUGA